Penicillium taxi is the source of this 609-nucleotide messenger RNA. RefSeq lists its product as uncharacterized. The coding region runs from base 1 to 609 and encodes 202 amino acids. The record is from RefSeq and is a predicted model, not a curated record. Lineage: Eukaryota; Fungi; Ascomycota; Eurotiomycetes; Eurotiales; Aspergillaceae. The transcript is spliced from 2 exons.
AUGCACCUUCAACUCGGUAGUGGCCGGCUACUGGCCCUACUGCGCGGUCUGGAAAAGCGAUCCAACUACGCCUCUUUCCUUGCCGAUUUGCACAAGGCCAAGACAGUCGCGCAAGGAUAUGAAAGUUACAUGGCCUGGAAAUCCAGCCCAUCAAUCAUAGCCAGUGAUGGGUUCAGCGGCUGCAUCGGUCUGAUCAUUGCCGGCAGAGGCGGUGUCAUCAUGGGACACUACUCAAACACGAACACAGAUAUCGCCCGAGCGCAGAGAGAGAUUCCAAAGUUGAUCUCAGCGAAUACUGCCAGUUUCGCUGGGGGAAAGGCCUAUCUGUUUGCUCAGGUUAAGCUUAGAUCUCCCACUACUUAUGUUUCUGAGCCCAAUAACCUCAAAUUAGAGGCUAUUGUUAAGGAUAACUUGGGGCUUUCUACUCAGCGUGUUAAGUAUAUCGAGCCGGAGGACAUGAUGGUUGAUGAUGAUGAUGAGCUCCUUGAUGAUUGCCCUGAGGAGUUGCUGUAUGGUGCUAUGAUGGUCAAGCAUCCUGGUGGUGCCGGUGCGUGGGAAGCGAUCUUUGUUGAUAUGGCCAUGCAAAAGACUGCCGCUGCUAAUAGCUAA